CAGCAACAGCACCAACUUUUUUAAUGAAGAUGGACGACUGAAGAAAUAUUGGUAAAAGUUCCACGAAGGAGAGAAAAUGGAUAUUGUUAACCCUCUGAUCGUUGCUGUUGGAGGAAGAAGAUACAGAAAACUGUACGUUGCCACCGAUGACAACAGUACCAAUUAUUCUAAAAAUCCUUUAAAUGAAAUUUGUGCGCAAGCUCAAUGGGAAGAUGAGCAAUGUGAUGAUGAAGAAUUUCUUUCUGUGCGAAAAACUGCUGAUGGUUAUAUUGCCUAUUGCACUGAUAUCCCAAGCUAUUAUUUUAAGUUCAUCUGUGGCAGGAAGAAUGAAAGCAAGAGCAGAAUAGAAAAAGAGACAAAAACACAUGUUAGCAUUCCACGGCCGGGUAGAGAAGGAGAUGUAGUUAUCACUGGUCCAGAGAGAAGUGGUGUUUUGUCAGCAAGAUCAAGAGUCAACCUUAUUGUUGAAUCUGCAAGAGGCAGGGCCAGACCUACCCAUUUUAUCUCAAUACCUCUUGCAUGCGCUGCUACAAAAGAGAAUUUUGAAGAUUUCAAAAGUACUGUGCUCCAGGACUGCAGAGAUUGCAAAGGAUUUAGUGAAGAAAUCAUUCAGGUUCCAGAGAAGCUUCACAUUACUAUGGGUGUGAUGGCUCUUAUGAGUGAGCAGGAAAUUGGUAAGGCAGCUGUUUUAUUAAAAGAUCUUCAGGAUGACAUUCAAAAAGAAUUUGUCAAUGGCAGACCCCUGCGAGUGGUUCUUAACGGAAUAGAAUGCAUGAAUGACGACCCUUCCCAAGUGGUCGUGUUAUAUGCCAAAGUCAAAUUAGACGAUGGGACAGACAGGUUGCAAAGAUUAGCAGACUUUAUUGUGGAUCGUUUCUCAUCAGCUGGGUUAAUGCGAAAAGAGUACGAUAAAGUCAAACUUCAUGCGACGGUCAUCAACACUAAUUUCAUUUCUGCUGAGAAGGAGACGAAUGAUAUCAAAACUGAUGGUUCUCAGAGCAAAACUAGAAGAAAGGUUCAAUUUUUCGAUGCAAGAAAACUUUUUCAGAUUUGCGACAACUUCAACUUUGGCAUGGUCGAUGUCACGUCCCUUCAUUUGUCAAAACGAGGACAGUAUGGACCUGAUGGGUUUUACCACUCUGAAGCACAAAUUGAGAUAUAAAACUUUUAACUGGAAUUGAUAUAAAGUAUGUACAGAGUCGUCCUUGGUGCAGUUGGAAGCUUGAAGUAUGCGAAUUAGAACGAAUUGGCCACCAAAACUCCACUUUGUUGUUGCUUUAUCGUUCUGUGAUGAUAUGUGGCUGCUAUUGUAAGGCUAGACUGUAGAGCUUUAAUUUGCAAAAUAGGUGCAAAAAUUGCUUUAAAUACUUAACUGGCAUCGCCAUAUCGAUCUCGCAAUUUCAUCACUUUGUUGAGCACACCCUAGUGGCCAGUUGUGCCAUUAAUUACUUGUUUUUGUACAAAUGUUUAAGUACUUUAAUUGAAAUAUAUUAAUGAUGACAGAGGCAUCAAAUGUGGCAUGAAAAGGCUGCAAUUAAGGGAAAAGCUGCUUGUUUACAUGAUCCAAAACGAACAAUUUACUAAAUACGUUAUCAUCAGUUAUAUGAAUACUUUCGGGAAGGAACCCUUUGGCGGGAGCUUUCGUGUUUACGCAUUUGUGUCCAAAUUUCGCGAAAGUUUAUGCCGCGAAGUUUCCCAUUUUCCGAUUAAUAAAAACCAAAAUACUUUUCAGUCAAACUUGUAACUUCAAGUUUGCAAAGGAAUACAUUUACCCAGUAGCUACCAAAAUUGCAAGAAGUAUCCUAACCGAAGCGAAAUUGUUUACCUAACGGGGGAUCGGCUAUUUCAGGGGGCAUCAAACGAAUUUUCUGUAAUUUGCUAAUCCGUUUAGAGAAGAUUGGAGCGAUUUCCAUUUACCCUUCAUUGCAAGUCGGUCCUACAGAUAUGCAAAACAAUUAUAAUCUUAAAAAGUUUCCCAUACAAGUCUAUUUGCUCUACUUCUACCAGCUGUACGUGAACAGAGGAGCUGAAUAUGGGUUAGCUACUCUUUCAAAUGUCAAAUGUCCUCAGAACGUCGUCAGUUGGAUCAAGGCAAGGUUAAGCAAUGCUGUGGAAGAGGAUUUCCACCUGACAGAACAUUGCAGAAAUACACUACUAGUGAUUUAUAAGAGAUUCCAUUGUACAACAUCGACCUAUUCCUCUGCAUAGUUUCGUAUUAAUGCAUAAAGUGAUAAAUAUUUUAUGUCAGUUCUUUUCAGAACAGUUAAAACAGCCAGUUUAAUUACUACCAUUCAUUGUUUUGCCGAUACACAGAUUAGUCUAUGCAAGAA
Rhopilema esculentum is the source of this 2330-nucleotide messenger RNA. Its product is annotated as activating signal cointegrator 1 complex subunit 1. Lineage: Eukaryota; Metazoa; Cnidaria; Scyphozoa; Rhizostomeae; Rhizostomatidae. Gene Ontology annotation, biological process: DNA alkylation repair; regulation of DNA-templated transcription. The record is from RefSeq and is a predicted model, not a curated record. Gene Ontology annotation, cellular component: nucleus. Gene Ontology annotation, molecular function: RNA binding.